Perkinsus marinus ATCC 50983 is the source of this 800-nucleotide messenger RNA. Its product is annotated as DNA repair helicase, putative. The transcript is spliced from 2 exons. Gene Ontology annotation, molecular function: ATP binding; ATP-dependent chromatin remodeler activity. The annotation marks the transcript as partial. The record is from RefSeq and is a predicted model, not a curated record. NCBI's taxonomy places the organism in Eukaryota, Perkinsozoa, Perkinsida, Perkinsidae.
UUGGUGACUCGUCUCCUACCCUACCAACAUGAGGGCCUGGCCUGGAUGUGCAAUCAGGAGGAGGAGGCCGACUGUAGGGGUGGGGUCCUCGCCGAUGAGAUGGGCAUGGGGAAGACCCUGCAGAUGAUCUCCCUUAUAAUAAAACGGCGCCCACAAGUCCAGGGGCCGACCUUGGUGGUGUGCCCCCUGGCAGCUGUGGUGGUAUGGGUUGAAGAAAUACGACGGAGUGUGUCUCCGCCGGGGCUGUUGAAGGUUCACGUGUACCUUGGUACGAAGAAAGCGGUGAAGGCCGAGCUGGAGGAAUACGACGUGGUCAUCACCUCGUACAACACUUUGGAGACUCAGUAUCGGUCUCUCACUGCAAUUUUCGAAAGGGUGGUAUGCCAGUAUUGCAAGAGGAGCUUCAAGCUCAGCUCCUUGCCGGCUCACCAUACUAGCUGUAUAAAAGAGUAUCAGAGGAAGAAGAACGAGAAGAUAGCGGUGAAGUGUCGCGAGUGGGUGAAGAGGGAGAUGGACUCUCACCAGUACAGGACACCAGAGCGUAGAUCGAUGGUGAAGUUAGAAGGGGGUAGCAGUAGAAGUACCAUGGUGAGCAGUGAGUGUAAGAUGGAGCUGAGCCCGUGUGUGAAGAAGACGAUCAUCAAGCGUCGGAGUACACCCCCCUCGGCGAGGCGUGUGCUGGGACAGCAGCGGAGAGCAUUGAAGGGAGGCAACGGGUUGCAUAGCGUUCAAUGGGGCCGCAUUAUUCUGGAUGAGGCCCACAGAAUAAAAGGCCGUACCAAUAGUACGGCGAAAGCGAU